UUAGCUCUUAACAGUAUGGAGCGUGUAGCGUCUCAGUUCUACAAAAUGGGAGUCAUUUUUCUACUUUUUCCAACCGGGUUGACUCCAGUUACGUUAACCUCUGAAAAAACAGUCUUGCAAGAAAAUUUGUUGGAUCAUGCCCGUGAUAUCCGUUUCUUUAAAGGAGAGCUAAUUAAUAUUGAAGAAAAUAAUAUCAUAGUUAUAAUAUGUAAUUGUCCGACCUUAAACUUUCAUCUGAUACUCAAAAAUGGAUAUGUUAAACGCUACACCUUCAAAAGCACAACUCGUGCAUGUUAUACAUACCAAAUUGCGUCCACUUCUGAAGAAAUGCAGGUGGUCCACAGUGGGGAAGUAGUGGCAACGGCAGAGGAUGGUUUGGAGACAAUAGUCCUUAAAUGUUCUUCAAAAUAUGCUUCCUGGAAAAUUUUAAAGACCUGCUGGAAUGGCGCCGAUUCACAUCCUUGUCGUAUCAAUUGCCCUCAUCGACACUGUGACGAAUACGACAGUCAACUUAACGUUGAAGCAGGCGCUGUUCGAGAUUUUCGUUCUUUUGAAGGAAACAAGCUUGAUAUUGAAGAAAAUAACAUCACAGUUAUAUCAUGCAAUUGUUCGAACUUGGAUUUUCAUCUAGUACUCAAAAAUGGACACGUUAAACGCUACAUAUCCAGAAACAAAACUCAUGGAUGUUAUACCUACGAAAUUGUGUCCACCUCCGAAAAAAUGCAGGUUGUCCACAAUGAGGAAGUAGUGGCAACAGCAGAGGAUGAUUUGAAGAAAAUGGUCUUGAAAUGUACUUCAAAGUAUGCUUCGUGGAAAAUUUUAAAGACUUGCUGGAACGCUUUGGAGUCGCAUCCUUGUCGUAUCGAUUGCCCUUAUCGACACUGUCGAGAAUGCAAAGACAAUAGUGGACUUGACGUUGCAGAUCAUAAUACUCCAGCAUCCUCUCCCGGGCACAAGAGUGUAAUUAAAAAUGAAACACACACACAAAACUCCUGUGACUCUCCUAAUUUAAUACUCUACACUAUGCUUAUAAUACUGGCUAUAUUGAUGGCACUUGCAAUGAUCUACCUUUGCUGGAAGUACGUAAAAUACAGAGUAGAGACUAGAGAGAAAAAGGAGGAGAAAUAUUUCACAUCUUGUACGUCCCUAUUGCGAGCAUGAAAAUUUAUUCCAACAACUGAAAACUUCUUUGUCAAAUAUAAGGCUGCUUGUCAAUCCGCCAGAAGAAUUAGUGAUAGGUACUUGAUAAGAUAUGCAUAUAAGAGAGAUAUCUUGCAGAUAAAACUAAUCCUUGUUUUGUUUCACAAUAUUUCUGUAAUCAUAAGGACGACAAUUUGUCAAAAUAUGUUUUUUCAAAAUUUAACUCUAAAUUGUAAAUUUAAUUUAUUCACAAAAAAAUGUGUUAUUUGAUCUAAUUUUGUACGUAGCCAUCUUCUGUAAUUCAUAGAGAUAUUGUUUUGUAGCUACUUAUAAGUUUUUAAGAUAUUUUUUAUUAUGCAGGUGUAUGUACCUUUUUUUCACAUAGCCCUAAGUAAAUAUUUUAAGUAACAAAGGAGAAGCGGUAAAUGAAAUUUUGUCCAGUAUUGAAUUAGAAGAAUUUACUAGAACUAGUAAACUUCGGUGUUUAUAUUACAUUAUUUCUUUUAUAAUAAAUUUAGUUACAUCUUAAAA
Messenger RNA from Zophobas morio, 1671 nucleotides. RefSeq lists its product as uncharacterized. The transcript is spliced from 7 exons. Lineage: Eukaryota; Metazoa; Arthropoda; Insecta; Coleoptera; Tenebrionidae. The record is from RefSeq and is a predicted model, not a curated record. The coding region runs from base 16 to 1161 and encodes 381 amino acids.